Molecule: messenger RNA, 3649 nt
Organism: Heterocephalus glaber (naked mole-rat)
Lineage: Eukaryota; Metazoa; Chordata; Mammalia; Rodentia; Bathyergidae
Source: RefSeq, a predicted model, not a curated record
CCAUGGAGAGGCGGGCUGAAAACGAACCUAACAAUUCCGGCUUCCUCGUACCUCCCAACGCCCGCCGUAGCUCGGACUCCGCCCCUUACCAAGAGCAGUCUCUAACGCAGGAACCGCUGAGACUGUCACGGACUCUCUCGCGCUCCGUAAUCGACGGCAUCUGCCCCUAACAAAGAUGGCUGCACACUCUAUCCCGCCGCGCCCUUUUGCUGGGAUCAAAUUCUAGACUAACUUUCACUUUCGGGUUACUACUGACUGGAGAUGGCGCCGGUUCUGAAGACUGUGGAGCGAAUCAAGCUAGACUGCCCUCUGCGGCCUGGUUGCCCGCUGAGGGUCGCUGCUGUCCCUAAACUCGGCAAGGAAUUUGGUCCAGAGGUCUACGGAGAAGAGAAUGUAGUGGAUUUUCUUCACCAGCCAAUGGAGGGUGAGUCCCAGGGCCUGCACUGGAUCCACGUGGAUGGGAGCAGCAGGCAGCUGCAGCUGUGGCACCAUGAUUACCUCCUGGACUGUUUCCCUAAUGAAGGAAACACAACUGGACAGAGUGACAGGGGCAAGGGGACCAAGGGACUGGGCAACUACUGUGGUCUUCGAAAGUCCUUCCUUUACCCUCCCCAAGAGUCUGAGCCCUGCCCUCAAAGUCCCUCUGCCUCCCCAUCCUUCUCUAGUGUCUCAGACAGCCUGCUGCAGGUGGCCAUGCCCCAGAAGCUCCUGGUAACCAAAGAGGAAGCCAACCGCCUGGCUGCAGAGCUGGUGGCUGAGGAGGAACACAUGAAACAGAAAGCAGAGACGAAACAACGAAAGAAGAAUCGUCAAAAGGAAAGAAAGCGACAGGAGCGCUCGGAACAGGACAGUGGGGAGCCCAAGACCACAGUUACCCCAGAUGAGGAUGACAGCCCCCCAGCCAGCCCUGAAAACCCAGCUCGGGGACUGUGUGGUGAGGAAGAGGACUUACUGGAUCUAUCUAGCAGUUUUGUUCUGGCUUUACGCAAGGUUGGGGAUUGGCUCCUAAGUACCCACAGAGAGAAGAGACCAAGCCAAAAGCCCCAACCAAGUCAAGGACCAGGCCCCCAGGAGAAGAUGGUCCAAAAAGAAAGGAAUCCCUCAAGAGAGGAGAGCCCUAGGCAGAGUCCUAAGCCCCAGGCAUCUCCAGGACUGCUGGCAGCUUCCAUACAUCAGAGCCAGGAACUGGCAAAGUUGGGUACCAGCUUUGCUCAAAAUGGUUUCUACCAUGAGGCUGUUGUUCUUUUCACUCAGGCCUUACAGCUCAACCCCCAGGACCACAGGUUAUUUGGAAAUCGCUCCUUCUGCCAUGAGCAGUUGGGUCAGCCAGCAUGGGCCCUGGUUGAUGCCCAGGUGGCCCUUACCCUACAACCCGGCUGGCCCCGGGGCCUCUUCCACCUGGGCAAGGCCUUGAUGGGGCUGCAGCGCUUUGGAGAGGCAGCUGCUGUGUUCCAGGAGACUCUGAGGGGUGGGUACCAGCCCAGCGCAGCCUGGGAACUCCACUCUUGGCUUCUCCAACUUGCUCUGCAGGAUCAACGAGGAAGAAUCCAUGUGCCACCUCGAUCUACUGGUGUCCUCGAGUCACUUCCCCAUUUUAAACCAGGAGACUCAGACCUGUUCUCCUUCAGUCAGAGCAUGGCUUCCAGGGCCCCGGGCCUUUUGUCUCCGCCCAUGUAUUCUCCCACAUAUCACCUGAGCUACCCCACCUUGUCUUUUUCUCAGACUCAGAUUAGAAGACCCCACCCUGUUUAUCUCCAGGAUUCCUCAAAGAGCUGGGGGACUCCUUGUUUUGGAUGCCAGCAUCUGCCUCAGCCCAGAUAAAGGAGGUUCUUUUUUUUUCCAGUACCAGGGAUCGAACUCAGGAUCUUGCACUUGCAAGGGAGGCGCAUUGCCACUGGGCUAAAUCCCCAGCCCCAGAAGCCUCUUUCUCUCAUAAAGUGAAACCAUAUACAUCCCACAAGUAUAGUGAACACUGUGUGCUGAUAUUUUUCUCCAUAUUUUGAGACCCUGUACCCUAAAUCCACAUUGAGCUGGACAUGUUGGCAUAUGCCUGUAAUCCCAGCACUUGGGAAGCUGAGGCAGGAGGAUUGCCAUAAAUGCAAGUUGGAGGCCAGCCUGGGCCACAUAGUGAGUUCAAGGCUAGCCUGAAUUACAGAGUGAGACCCUGUCUCAAAAAACGAAAAAGCAAACACUAAAAGUCCGUAUUAAAGGUACCCCUGGCAGUCAUUCCUUUUGCAUGGAGAAUCUUCUCAUGAGAGAAAGGAGCCCCACAUCCACUGAAACAUCCUUUCUUUGGUUCUCAAGCAGAUGGCUUCUUCUGGGGGUGGUAAGGAAACAAACUCCACCAGAGCUCAAGAUGGGGAACUGUACCUGGGUGCAAGGGUGCACACCUGUGAUCCCAGCACUCUGGAAGACUAAGGCAAGAGGAUCACAAGUCCAAGCCCAGCCUGGGCAGCUUGGUGACUUAGCAAGACACUCUCAAAAAAAAGUGCUGGAGAUGCAGCUCAGCACAAAGGCCCUGGGUUCCAUCCCUAGUAUUGCCAAAAAGGGGUGGGGGAUGGUUGGGGGAAACUGCAUUAUGCAGCAGUUCAGGUUUUUGGACUACAGCAGAGCCAGCAAGGAGGCCUCUGGGACUUGCUGUGCUUCUUGGCCCUAGGGAACUUAUUCACCAGGUGGAGUUUUGUGCUCAAGAAGGGGGUCACAAGGAGUAAAAACAGUCCCACUCUUCAGCAGCCUGGUGAAUGUUCACCUCUUCCUCACCCCAGUUCUUGCUGUUUUCUCUAGCCACAGCCCGCAGUAUUCUGCUAGCUCUUUAUGCCAUUUUCCAGCCACACUGCCGUGCAUACUCAGACCUCUUGGUCCAGUGGUCUGACACCCACCUCCUCCCAUUGCUGGAAAAUUCUUCAAGGGUUUGCAUUUGGGAAGUCCCUCACUAGCUCCUGCCUGGAGCUGCAGGCCCACAUAUCACAUUCCCUGCAUGGUAUCCAGGCUGCUGCUACUUCACCCCAGCACUGGACACUACAGUUAGUCUUUCCCCAUAGGAGUUUUACCACCAAGUGUUAUAAUCACUUCUAUGGGAGAUUCAUGAUCUCCUUUUGGUUUAAGAUCCUGGCAGCUUUCCUUAGUUGGGUCCUCCCUGGCCCUGGCUGGGAGUCUAAGCCCAUUUAAUCCUUAUGGGACUUGUAGCCCCUACCCCACCCCAGAGGGACCAUUCAUGAAGAUAAAUGAUGCUUCUGCCCUAUAAAUCUUGCCCAAUAAAGUUUGCACUUGAAGAUAGGUGUUGAAACAUCUCUCUUUUUUUUUUUUUUUUUGGUACCAGGGAUUGAACUCACGUCCUUGUGCUUGCAGGGCAGGCAACGGAACCACUGAGUUAAAUCCCGGACCCAAAAUAUCUCUUUUAUAUAGGACUUUCCCCCAUCUUUUCUAUUGUUUAUGAUUUAGGUUCCUUAAAUAGUAUCUAGCAAGAUGAAGUCUGCCAUUACUAGUUGGGUCAUCUGGGCAGCUCAACAUUUAAGCCCCAGUUUCCUCAUCUGUAAAAUGGGGGAAGGCCCUACCUCACAGGGCUGUUGUGAGAAUCAAAAGAGUAAUAAAAUACCUACAAAGUGCCUGGUACAUAGUGGGUGCUAAAUAAACCAAAUUUUGCCUGCAA